Lineus longissimus is the source of this 6800-nucleotide messenger RNA. RefSeq names its product clathrin interactor 1-like. Gene Ontology annotation, cellular component: clathrin vesicle coat; endosome; plasma membrane. Gene Ontology annotation, molecular function: phospholipid binding; clathrin binding. The coding region runs from base 168 to 2561 and encodes 797 amino acids. The transcript is spliced from 18 exons. The record is from RefSeq and is a predicted model, not a curated record. Gene Ontology annotation, biological process: endocytosis. NCBI's taxonomy places the organism in Eukaryota, Metazoa, Nemertea, Pilidiophora, Heteronemertea, Lineidae.
GGUCAAGGCCAUUUGACGAUUGUUGGUCACCUGACCAGCGGCCAUAUUGUUAUUCGCUUGAGACGGGAGGAAUUUUACUCGUCAUAGAUCCUAAAUCAUCGGCCAAACCAAUAAUUAUUUCAUUAUAAAAUUUGUAUCGAGUGGAAGAUAAUCACUCAAUCUUCAAAAUGUGGAAAGUCAGAGAGAUAGCCGACAAAGUCACCAAUGUGGUGAUGAACUAUUCUGAGGUCGAAGCCAAAGUGCGAGAAGCCACCAAUGAUGAUCCUUGGGGGCCGACUGGGACGCUAAAGUCAGAGAUCGCUCAAUACACAUUCACUUAUGAACAUUUCCCUGAGGUGAUGGGUAUGCUUUGGAAGAGGAUGUUACAUGAUAAUAACAAGAAAAACUGGAGACGCGUUUACAAGUCACUUUUACUGCUGUCUUACCUCAUCAAAAACGGAUCGGAACGCGUUGUGACCAGUGCCCGUGAGCACCUGUACGAUCUACGCAGCUUAGAGGGAUACACGUUUACAGAUGAAUUUGGAAAAGAUCAGGGUUUAAAUGUUCGCCAGAAAACAAAAGACCUUCUAGAAUUUAUACAGAGUGAUGACCGGUUACGAGAAGAGAGGAAGCUGGCAAAGAAAAAUAAGGAUAAAUACGUUGGCAUGUCUAAAGAGUCUCUUUCUGGGAAUUACAGUGAUCGAUACGAUGAAGAACCUAAGAGAGUGGAGAAGCCUUCACAGUUGGAUUCAAAAUUAGACAAUUUUGACGACUGGGACAAAGGCAAUCGAUCAAAAGCAGUUGAAGCGCUGGACAAAGUGAAAGAGUUUUGGAAUAAUCGCCGAAGGAGUUUUGAUGACACUCCCGAUCACAGUCAAAUUGGUAGCACUGAGGACCCCCCAUAUCGCAGGAACAUUUUAAGUGAAGAUCUACAUGUAUUUGGAUCUAUGGAUGACCCGAAGAGUUUAAGACAAGUUCUCUCAGCCAUACAAAGCAAACGAUACUCUGUUGUUAAUGAUGAAGAUUAUCCCGACGAGAGAGACAGUAACGGCAAAUACGAAUUCAAGGAUGAUGACGAGGAAUUUACGCAUAAAGUGGAGCGAACACAUACGACAAAGACAGAAAAAAUUACAACAAAUCGACGAUCUAGAGGCAAUAAUAAAAAAAUAGAUUUAGGGGCAGCAUCAUCAUAUGGAGGAGACAGAGACUCUGUGAGUCAAACAUCUAUAUCAAGUGACCCUGGUCCACAUCUCAUAGACACAUCACCAAGUAAAAGAAGUGAUCCAUUCGGAGAGGAAUUGACCACUAAUGCAAAUGGUGACUUCGCUGAUUUUGAUUCCUUAUCUCGAGCCCGGACAGUUUCACAAUCUUCAAAUGAUUUUGGAGACUUUGCUGCUUUCGGUUCACAGAAAACCCCAACAAGCCCAUCAAACGAAUUUGGUGAUUUUGCCGCCUUCAAUGCUAGUUCAACAAAAACUCAACAAACUACGGCGUUACAAACGACAACAGUGACAAAGUCAUCGUCGGUGGAUUUAUUAUCGGGACUGUCAAUGCCCGCGUCUCAGCCCCUCAUGCCAUCAUCACAACCCAUCCAGCCAGUGCCGUCGGGAAUGGCGCUAGGCCUACAACAACAAACGACGCCCGCCCCAGGCAUGAUGUCUCCGGUCUCGCCACCGAUGGGUAUGGCACCCAUGAUGGCGCCAAUGGGACAAUCAAAUAUGGCUGGUAUGAAUAUGGUAAACCAGCAGGGAAUGAUGGGAGCUAAUGUGGCUUCUAUGAACAUGGGUAUGACUAGUCCUUCCGCCAACAUGACGCCUAACCAGAUGCGAGCUCAACAGAUGCAACAACAACAACAACUACAACAACAACAACAACAACAACAACAACAACAACCAAUGCAGCAGGGUUACUUUCCUAUGCAACAGCAGCCCAAUAUGAUGGGCCAGGGAAUGAUGAUGCAGCCGCAAAUGAUGAACCAGAUGGGCAUGCAACAACAACAAACCCCUGGGGUACAGCCUGUGAUGUCAUCAAUGUCUGCCACCUCAUCUGCUGCUUCGACUCCUUCAAAAACUAGUGCACUUUCCAUGUCAUCAACGAAGAUGAACAACACCUGGUCUAAUACUGGCAGUAUAGAUAUAAGUCUAAACGACCUCAGUCCGGCAAGCAAGUACCAAAAACAUCAGGCACCCUCUAUUAACCAGCUUCAGCAACAGCAGUCUCCAGUCAUGCCAGGUUACAGUGAAUUUGGGAACUUUCGGCCCAACAAUUCUGUGAUGAAUUAUCAAGCCUUGAAACUGUCCAGGAGAACUUGCGCACCCCUCGCCUUCUUCAAAUACCGUGUGGGAGGUCAGCCAAACAACAUGUAUGUAACUAAUCAACAAGGUUACAGUAGCCAAGGGCUCACACAAGGCAUGCAACAGAUGAAUAUGGGACAGGCAAAUAUGGGCAUGAACGUUCCCCCUAGUGGUGUCCAGAUGGGCCUGGUCGGUACAGGCAUGACCAUGCAGACAAUGUCCAUGAACACUGCCAAAAUGCAGCAACGAGCAGACCAGGCGUUCGGUACCCUCGGAAACUUCAAGUGAGCACUGUUUCCGAUUCUCGAAUUAGGUAAAUGUCAUCGGAGGUACAUUGGUCUAUGGCUGUGAGGAGGAUCUGGGGGCGUCACCAGUCCAGGAUAAGUUUUCAGGCUAUGUGUGCACGUGUGGAGAAUCUCCAUUUGAAUCCUACUCCUUGAGCGCUGUGUCUAAAACUCUUGAGGAGUUGUGUGAAACAGAGGUUUCAAACUCUCUCGACUUGGCAAUGUCUCUUUAGCCCUGCUCAUUAUAGUGCGUCAUAGAGAAUAGCAAGUAAUCCAACUUUUCCAUAUGAGGGCUCUGUUAGGUGUGAGGGCUCUGUUAGGUAUUUAUGUUGUGUUGAAGAAACAUGCCCAGUCAGCACAUUUCCACUUCCUUCUCUGUUGGCCGUUAUCACUGAAGCAAUUCCUACAUUGAAGAUUUUGAGUACCAAGAUUGGAAAGAAUUAUUCAAUCUUUUAAGUUCUAAGAUUUUAGUAUUUUAGAUGGGCUGUAUUAUGACUAACAGUGUUGAAACUGGACAUGUGCUAAUCGUUUUGUCAGUUUGUUAUCAUUUUUGUGUUUGUCUUUGUUAAGAAAAAAUGAUAAUGUAAAAAUUAACCUACAAAUGACUUUACAGAUGGAUAGGCAUUUUAUUUAACGCAAGUUGUAACUGCCAUGUAUAAAGAUAGCACCAAUUACUAUUGCACUAAAGACACUACACUGAAGAGUGUAUGAUAGUCGUUCUAACACCCAUCGAUUACAAUGUAGCAUGUAUUAUACACAGCGCCUCGUUUUGGCAACAGCAGUCUGAAUUUUUCAAUCGAGAAAUCGACGAUGCAAGAGCUACAGCCGUAGAGAGUUUUCAAUAUAUUUUGUUCGGAUAACUUGUUUAAACUUAGGUGUGAUAGUAGUGAAAUUGACACUGCCCUGUUGGGUCUCUGUACUAAAAUGGAGACCGUAUAUCCGCUCUUGAUUUCAGUAAAGAGACAGCACAGUGUUGAUUCCUCAAAUAAAUUGUAUGUCAUGGCUGAAAUUUACAUUCCUCAAAUCAAGGCGAAAAUUUCCCGAGAUAUAUUUUUGUAAGACAGAUAAUCAGCCACUAAUGAGGGGUGGGUACAUUGGUUCGGUAUGCCGAGAUGGUCUAUAUCUCAAAGCUUGGCCCACGCACGACAAAUUUUUGUAUAUAUGUAUGAAACGGGGGACCAGUGUUUUCAACUCAUUCAAGACUUUAUUUCAAGCCAUGGCUCUGGAGUUCUAGCGUGUUAGGGGGAUGAGAAAUGAGUGCAACUCAUUUUUUAACUGUUCUUUUAUCAUCCAGUAAAUGACAUAUCUUCUUUUUCGCAUGCUGUGGGUGCAUAAACUUGCUGGGUCAAGUCACCCACAAACUAGCCAUGGAAUCCAUUCCAAAAAUCUCUCAACUUCUGUCAUGUCCCCAGUCUCAGGCAGAAGCAAUCAUAUGCGCAGUGCACAGGUAAAAUGCCCCAAUAGAAUACGUAAUCUUCUAUAUUUAUUAAAAUCUAUCUUUGUAAUGAAUUUCAUCUGUAUCAGUUUGGAGUUCAAUCUGAUCAGAUGUCGAAUGUUCUUCCUACUAGGCUACAUGUAUGUAGCCGAUGGGAUUCCUACUAGACUACAUGUAUGUAGCCGAUGGGAUUCCUACUAGACUACAUGUAUGUAGCCGAUGGGACUCCUACUAGACUACAUGUAUGUAGCCGAUGGGACUCCUACUAGACUACAUGUAUGUAGCCGAUGGGAUUCCUACUAGGCUACAUGUAUGUAGCCGAUGGGACUCCUACUAGACUACAUGUAUGUAGCCAAUGGAAUUCCUACUAGACUACAUGUAUGUAGCCAAUGGAAUUCCUUCUAGACUACAUGUAGCCAAUGGGAAUACAUUAUUAUGAUUUGGGCGAGUGACUCAAUUAUAUAUUUCUUUGUUAAUAUCACUUAUGUUGUUGUUUCCCAAUGCUUUCUCUAACGCUUCUAAAAUCAACAAGUUACUGGUUGUUUGCGAUUAUCAUAAAGUUUUGGUGAAAAAAAUAUCAGUGCUUUGGUCACAAGAAAAAUGAAAAACGUGCAUCUCACUUGAGCGACUGACUGCAGAUUCAGAAUGUGUAUCCCUGUCCCUAUCAUUCCACAGUGAUAUGUUUGGUUCAUAAACAUCAGGUUUCCAUAUCUUCACUGUAGAAGCACUCAGGAGCCCUCAUGACUUUCUGGUUUGCAGCAUUGGCUGUGAAAUGUUACAUUCUAUCAUAAUGCAGGCGGCCAACUUGACAGUCAUGAUGGCUCCUGAGAAUGUUUACAGUAGCGUGGUGAGUUAUUUCAUUCCAAGUAUGAUCUUAAAUGAUGUUGCAUUGUUAGUACAUGUAUCUGUAAACUCUGUGUCCCUUCUUCCCCUCUCCAUAUGUUCUAAUAAUCAUUACUAUAAAGUUUGUGUCCCGAGAAAAAAAUACUUCAGCCCCUCUCAUCUUGGACAGGUAUGUGUUGAAACGACCCGCUUUCACUCGAUUUGUUCUGUGAUCAGUUUAUUGGGCCUGAAAAUAUGACUUGAGCACUGCAAGCGCUAUAGUCAGGCCUUGGAACAAAAGCGGCAAGCCUGAUAUAGGGCGAGUGAGGCUAUUACUCAAGGUGUGACAGGGUUGCUUGGAGUUGGAAAUGAUUUGUUUGUGUGAGUUAUUGUUUCUGUACAUAUUGUUUGUGUUACCUGUGAGUGUUUUGAAGAUACAAACAAGUCUGUGAACAUGGAUAAGAGUCGUUCGACCGAAGACAAUAAUGUUAUUAUGUAUAUGCAUUGCUGAUCUACUCUCAAUGAAAUGACAUUCUUGAACAUAACUAUUUAUUCAGGCCGACCGUACUGUCAAACUAUAGCUUCAUGAACUCUCGACAGAAGGAAGUUUCACUCAACCGAUCUACAUUUUAGCAACAAUGGUUUUCACUGACAUUUGUUCACAAAUUAAAAACAUGUACAUAAAUUUGCAUGACCAGGUGGUCAUGAAUGACAUUCCAUAUGAAAACGAAUUUGUUUGGUCAUUGGCUGUUAAAGAAGUUGGUCUCUUUGGCUCGCCCUUUCAAAUUAAACUACAGGUACAUGAAUCUGCUCUAGACUUUGAUUAUUAGAAUUGGCAGCUGAGUAUAUUGUUUGUGAUGUUUUAACGUUAGAAGAAAUAGUUUGGUCCGUUUUGAAAAAAUGAGUAGCCUGGGGCAGACAGGUUGUUCCAAAAAGAACUUCUGAAUGAGGUUUGAUGAAAUCAUGCGUGGUUCUUGGAAGUGUAAAUUUAAGGGCCAGUGGCACAGAGUGACUGAAUCGGAUGUGUCUUCUUCAUAAGUUCUUUUUGGAACCAUCUGGAAUGAUAUAGAUUUUUAAACUGAUUUGUUACAAAAAAAUGAGUUAAUGUAGUGUUUCACAAUUUGUUGUUGCACUUGUAAGACUUUAAAAUGAUUCUCUUCUGAAAUCUUUUAAGACAGGGGGUUAGUUUGUAAAAUUUCCCACUUGUUUUAACAUUUUGUUGAUAUAGAAACUACAGGUCACAAAUUGUCAUCCCUAUCCUCUGUUAAUGAGGUAGUCCAUCACAUGACUGACUGUACAUGUAUAUUGGUAGAGUAUAAAUGCUAGGUUGCAGGCAAUAUGAUAAUGAUCAAAUUUGCUGUUUUGAAUAAACAAACUAAUCCUCUAUCAUUUUGAACAGCUCAUGCCUUUUCUUUGCAAUUUUUAUAAUCAGUUCCUUAUUUUGUAUGCUCUCUCAGACCUGUUGAGACAAAAAAAUAGGGACAAACUAGCAUGAACUUCUGGUAAACUCGCCUAAUGCAUUGGAGAGGUUAUGGCAUGUACGUUUCCCUCAACCUUCCCCUUGUAAAUUUUAUUCACUCAUUCUUGGAAAGCUCAAUCGUGUGGCCAUCUUGAAUUUUCACGGUCUGCGGUCACUUCACCAGUUGGUCUUCACUCCCUCCUGGAAGGAGUGGACCCAAUGUGUGUUGUGACUGUUAACCUUGUUGGGCCAGGAUGGAUUCGUGAUGAGCAGGACUGUUCUGAAAUCUGAAAAGUGGGGAACUUUGUCCAGUUCCCUGGAUGUGCAUGUAUGCUGGUGUAAAAAGGCAUGAUUGUCCGAAGUGUACAAAGGUAAAUUGUAUAUCCUAGUAGUUAAUAUAUCUAUGUAAAUGUACACUCUUUGUUAUAGAAAAAUGAAUUAUAUUCAAACACACAUCUGUAUAAAUGAAGUAUUUGUAUGGUAUCACAUGAUACGUAAAAUACAUCACCACUCUGUAAAUAUUAUAA